AUGUAACAAGAGAUUGAAGUAUAAUCUCCAGAUCAUCUGAAUAAGUCCCAGUCAAACUCGAAAUCAAAGCUAAAUUCUUAAGGGUCAUCUUAAAAUUUGAAUUCUCCAAAGGAUAAUAAGUCUAAUGAAAUUCUAAGCAAAGAGCAUUCGCGAAAUCAAUCUUUGGAGAAAGGCCAUUAAGAUGGUGAGCAAAAUGAAGAACUAAUUGAACAUUAAGAAAUGUAACAGGAACAAGAUGUAGUGUCUUAAUAAGUUGUGUAGCCAGGUCAAGAAUAAGAGCAAGAUUAGAAUAAAAAAGAUUUAGCAAAAAAGAAAAGACAAAGAAUUUCAAUUUUAAACAAUGCUCAUCGGGCUUUUAAAGGAAAGGAAUAAAAGGUAAGUCAGACAUCUUUUACUUCCUUUUCUCCUGAUUCAACUCCAGACCCAAUUUCCAAUAAUCGAUAGAGUAAAUUUUAACUAUCGACGCAAAAGUAAUUGGAGAUGGAGGAGUAGGAGAAGAAGGAUGAGAAUUUGAGAGUGAAAUUAAUAGAGUGGUUGAAGACUGAGUUUAUGUUUAAGCAAAUACACCCAUUUGAUUUAUUCACCGCGUUGGAUGAUCCUAAUGCGGAGUUUCUUCUGCGUUAGAGUGAAUUGGAAUAGGCGUUUAAAUAUGUAAAUAUUGAAAUUGGAGAAGAUAAUUACAGAAUAAUAAACAAAUAUUACAAAGUGAAAGAUGGACUGAGCACUUUGAAAUUAUGCUAUCAUAUUGUUGAUGAUUAACCAGAAUUAAUGUUUAUGGCAUUAAAUCACAUAAUCAUCAAGUAUCGUAUAUUGGUUGACAUCUUUUUUGAUGAAAUCACAUAAUCCGAAAAGCUAUUUACAGCUGAUUCCCUGAAAUUAUUGAAUAAGGAAUGGGAAUGGGGAUUUGAGGAAAAGCAAAUGUCUGUUGUUCAUAAUUUGAUGACUGACUAUGGAAACUCUUCGAUGAACUUUCAACUAUUUAAGUAGAAGCUUUAACAAAGUCCUUAAGCAGUUGACUCAAGUUUGAAUUUGGAAAUGUAUUAAUCUUUGGUCAAUCUAAUAAUUCAGGAUGAUUCUGUGAUGACAUUUAGUUUGCUGUUGUAGGAUUAGGAUCAGGCAUCAUCUGGAGAGGUUGCUUUGUACAUUUUCAUUGAUAUCCUAUCCAUGUAUAUAGACAGAGCUCUGUCUAAGAUUGAGAUGAAUGCAAUCAGGAUAUUCCUUUAGGUUGAGAAGGACGAGGAGGUUGUGGCUUACAAUAAAUUGCUAACAGACGCUCUCAAAAUCAUAGAGAAUCAAAAAACCUUAAGAUUAUAAUAAACUGCCAAAAUACAGAAGUUUUAACUCUAAUUGAUGUUAUUGUACUUUAAUUCAAUUGAUAAUUUAUCAUAGUUACAGGAGUAGUACUUUAAAGAAAAGAAUAAAAUAAGCAAGGAUCAUUUUAUUAAAUAGACAAUUUAGGUAACGAAUGGCAAGGUGGACAAGGAGAGUGCGAAUGCCAUUUUUUAGAUGAUCUAAGAAAGUAAACUUGAUUAGAAAAGUUUCAAUAUAACAGAUCUUGAGUUUGAUUAAUUCAUAAAGAAGAAGAAGCACGAGUUGUCAAUAUCAGACAAGACUGAUCAAAUAAAUUCGCCUUUAAAUUAAGAAUAGUUUAAGGAAUUGUACGAAUUGUAAAGGAAUUUGAAUAAGAAGUCAUUGAAUAGAUUGUCAGCGUAGAUUAUAAUGAGUCCCAAGUCAUCUGACUAAUCAAAUCAGAACUCCCCUGACAAAUUGGAUUUGAAACAAGUAUAAGGGUUAUUGAGUAAGCAAUCAUAGCAAAAGGAGGUUGUCUAAGAAUAAUAAAUAAAACAGGAGGAGAAGGCACAGAUAUCUACUCAACAAUUAAAGAUGGAUAUAUAUUAAUAUUUUGAGGAUUUGGACACAAUUCAAUUGAAAUAUUUGACACAAUAGCAAAUGUUCUUUGGACUUCUGAAAUUAGGCAUUUUGAUUAAGGGUCAAACGUUGAUGCAAUAAAAGUCGUAUGAUUAUGGAGGAUUUGAGAAGUUUGUAUUGCUGCAAUUAAAGACCUUUUAUAAUUCUCAAAAAUUGAUAUAUCUAUUGAAAUAGGAGUUCGAUUAAUAUAAGGAAGCUGAGACUGAAGUUGUUAAUAUGCAAUAAUUAAAGUAGUUGUUCGAGAAGGUGAAUUUGAAUGUGAAAUUUGAGGACGUGAUUUUCAUUUAUUAAACAUUGGAUAGAGAGAGAAGUGGUUAUAUAAAUUUGGAGGAUUUUUUUUAUUUGAUUCAUUAACACCCCUUGAUUGAGUAUAGAUUGAAUGAGUUGCUAUUUCGAAUGAAAGGUUACUACGAGAAUUCACUAAGAGCACAACGAAUCUUUUAUUAAAAAAUGCCGUUUAAUUAUAUAAGACCCUUCUCGAUCAAAGCAAACCCACCCAGUUCUUCUUUUCGAUUUAAGCCUGAUGUAUUGGGGAAAUUUUAAGUUGAGCAAAAAGGCAAGGCAUGGAAUGUCUACAAAGUCAAGAUUUUGUCUGGCGAAGGAAUACCAUCACCAGAGGAUAAGAAAUCGUGUUUCAGGAGAGAAGUUGUGGUGGGAAUAUACGAUAAGUUUUAUAAGGAGUUCGUAGAGAAUACUGUAAUUGUGAAGGCUAAGUACAAUGAGGAAAAUGAGGAUAUUUGGGAAUUCCCAUCUCGGAAUAGGAGUAAUGGUUUUUUCUUGAAUUGUGAGAAAAAGCACAACGAUUUACAUUUAAUUUUGCUAUUUGAAUUGAUUAGCUACUAUUUGGAGAAUGGUGUGGUGUAAAAAGUGAGUUGUGGAUUUGUUGAGAUCCCAUUUUCCCACAUCAUUUAAUAGGGGACCUUCGAUCUUCCAUUGAAGGGUGGGAUCAUAGAAUAAGAGAUAGCAAUAAAUCGAGGGGAUGUGAGAUGCAAAAGAGGGGGAUUUGCGAGUUUGGCUGCAAAGAUAAAGGGAGAGAUCAUUCCUCAUUUAACUAUUAGUUCUGCCAAAAGAUCCCGUAGACCAGCUUUGCUGAUAGAAUUAGAGACUCUUCCUCCCUUGUGUUUAUGUCACAGGAACAUGACUUAAAUAGUUUAUGCGUACAAGAGAUUCGCCAGAGACAUACUGGAGGAAGAAGGAGAGGUUUAUAUACAAUCAUUGAAUAUGUUUCUAUUUUCACUGGAUUGUCCGUACAUUAAUAAUCGAAUUUGCAGAUUGUGGAUAAACACAAUUAAAGGAAAGAUGAUUGGUAAAGAAAAGAGUGUAUUCUCCAUUCUGAUUGGGUAACUACAAAAGCUAAUGAAGAUGAAGGCUUUCAGUUUCAAUCCUUACUCGCCUUAGGAGAUCUUCCCGCCAGAAGUGGGGAAGUAGAAAAAGGACAUAGUUAAGUCGGUGUUGCUGAAUACGGAGUUCUUAAUUGAUUCAUCCUUCGAAAACAAAUUGAAUUUGCCUGGGGAUAAGAUCUUGGAAGAGCAGAUCCAGAAGUUUGGAGAAAUGUAGGAAUAGGGGAUAUUUGAUAAUGGAUAGAAUCCCUUUGAUCCCUAUAAAAACGGACUAAAUUUGAAAGGGUAUGAACCUUACGUAGAAUAAAUCAUAUGA
Paramecium tetraurelia is the source of this 3585-nucleotide messenger RNA. RefSeq lists its product as uncharacterized. The transcript is spliced from 3 exons. Lineage: Eukaryota; Ciliophora; Oligohymenophorea; Peniculida; Parameciidae. The record is from RefSeq and is a predicted model, not a curated record. Gene Ontology annotation, molecular function: calcium ion binding.